AACCAAACGGAGCUUAUUUUAAAUUUCAUUAUUCAAUUUAUAUCUUUCCUUGGCAUUUUAUUGGUUAAAUUGCUUGGUUUAGGUCUAUUUUGUUUUAAUUUUACGAUAAGGAGUUGUUUCAUGCAGAUCAUUUGAUGCGAAUAGACCGAAACAGGCAAUCACAGGCCAGCAUGAAAAAAAAAUGUAUGGUCGACCGUAAUCAUAAUGAGAGAGUUCUGACUGUUAAGCAGAAUAUACAUUAUCAAAGUUGGUUGACUACAUCGGAACUCAGGCUCAAACAUUCAGCAAGGAAUCAGGGACUGCUGUAAACUUUAGGGUGGGACUACUUGACAAAAUGGCAGACGUGAAGGAGACAAACUUUCUUAAGCUGAUUUGGCUCUUGAUGAAAUAUGGUGCUAAAGUUUUACAACACAGGAUUGAAUAUGAACUGAGAAAUCAAAAAUGGCAGAAAUUGUGUGAUUUUCUUGAGGAAAGAAAACAUGAAAUUUUUCAUCUGACAGAUUUAAAGAAAUGUUGCCAAUGUCCCGAAUUCACAGACAAUAAAGGAAAACCACCUUUACCCAAAGACGUUUUAAGACAACUGUUCCGAAAUGUGGAUGACUGCUGCGUGGCGAGAUUUAGAGGUCGCUGUUGCUGCAAGCUUUUACCUAAUACAGAUUUGAAUGUUAAUGUGAAUAAAUUGGACAUAACCCUCACAAGUUGUUUGCUGAAAAAUUUUCUUAUAAAGGAUUCAGGACAGAAACAAGUUAUUGAAAACAUCAGAAAUUUGAGGAAUGAUAAAGAACUAUUGCACAGAGGGAAUGCUGAGGUGGACAAUGACAGCUUUGAGAGGAUUUGGCUGCAGUUAUCUAAUGCUAUAAAAGAAGUAGCUGAGAAGUGUGAGUCGUAUUUCUACUCACAGAUCAAGGAUGAAGUGGAGAGUCUGAAAACAAGACCACUCUCCAAGGAAGACACCAUCUCAUCGAUAAAUGCAUGGAAAGAGCUACAGGAAGGGUUUGGCAGCCCAGUUGAUGGACAAAAGAUUUCUGACCUCUAUCAGAGAAUGACUCAAGUUUGCAGUGAUGUAGCAGCAAUAACAACUCAACUUCAGGAAGUGAGAAUUCCAAAGAAUAACCCUGAGUUGGAAAACUUGCUUUGUAAGUUAUUUCUG
This is a messenger RNA of Saccostrea cuccullata (small rock oyster), 1150 nucleotides long. RefSeq lists its product as uncharacterized. The transcript is spliced from 4 exons. Lineage: Eukaryota; Metazoa; Mollusca; Bivalvia; Ostreida; Ostreidae. The record is from RefSeq and is a predicted model, not a curated record. The annotation marks the transcript as partial.